Messenger RNA from Antrostomus carolinensis (chuck-will's-widow), 1158 nucleotides. Its product is annotated as hydroperoxide isomerase ALOXE3. NCBI's taxonomy places the organism in Eukaryota, Metazoa, Chordata, Aves, Caprimulgiformes, Caprimulgidae. Gene Ontology annotation, molecular function: iron ion binding; oxidoreductase activity, acting on single donors with incorporation of molecular oxygen, incorporation of two atoms of oxygen; protein binding. The record is from RefSeq and is a predicted model, not a curated record. The annotation marks the transcript as partial. The transcript has 7 exons. Gene Ontology annotation, biological process: lipid oxidation.
GAGAAGCACCUGACCGUGCGCUGCGCCCGGGACCUGGGUCCCAUCGUCCUCAUCCGCCUGCACAAGUGGCGGCUCUUCCUGGAGGACGCCUGGUUCUGCAAGGACGUCCAGGUGACGGCUCCUGAUGGAACCCUCUACCGCUUCCCCUGCUACCUGUGGCUGGAGGGGGUCAUCACCGUGGAGGUCCGAGAAGGCUCAGGGAAGAAGCUGGUGGACGAUGAGCUGGAGAUCCUCAGGGAGCAUCGGCGCAAGGAGCUGACGGCGCGGCAGGAGGCUUACCAGUGGAAGAACUUCGCUGAAGGUUGGCCCAGGUGCCUCAAGGUGGAUUCCAUCUUCGAGCUGGACUCCAACGUUCAGUUCUCCUGCGUGAGGGCCACCAACUUCACCGGUCUCCUCCUCUUCCAAGGAGCCACCCACCUUCUCUCAGGGUUCCUGGCGAGACCCACCUCCUGGAGAAGCCUGGAUGAGAUGCGCAGCAUCUUCUCGCGGACGCGGGGCAGGGAGAUCGUCCCCGAGUACGUGGCCAGGCACUGGCGAGAAGAUGACUUCUUCGGGUACCAGUUCCUCAACGGCAACAACCCCAUCGUCAUCCGGCAAUGCACGGCGCUGCCGGCCAAGUUCCCGGUGACGCCGGAGAUGGUGGCCAACUCCUUGGGUGGUGACACCAACUUGGAGAAGGAGAUGGAAGAAGGUCGGAUCUUCAUCGUGGAUUAUGAAGUUCUGGAGGACAUCCCAGCUGGGACCAUCCAUGGACAUCAGCAGUACGUGGCCGCCCCGAUCUGUCUCCUUCACCAGGGUGUUGAUGGUCUUCUCCGUCCCAUCGCCAUCCAGCUCAGCCAAAGACCAGGACCCACCAGCCCCAUCUUCUUACCGAGUGACUCCGAGUGGGAUUGGCUCUUGGCCAAGACUUGGGUGCGCAACGCCGACUUCUACAGCCACCAACUCCUCACCCACCUCUUGAGGACCCACCUCUUCGCGGAGGUCUUUGCCAUCGCCACCCUCCGCCAACUGCCCUCCUGUCACCCACUCUUCAAGCUCCUCAUCCCCCAUUUCCAUUUCACGUUGCACAUCAACACCUUGGCCAGGAGCGUCCUCAUCAACCCCGGCGGCGUCAUCGACAAGGUGACUGGGCUCUACUGGGAGCACUGGGAGAGCUGA